UCCCGCAGCUAGAGUACUAGUUCCCCGCAGCCGCAGCAGGCGGCGGCAGCCAGCGCCCCCGCUCACCGCACCACUGCCUCCACGAUUCCGCUCCCGCUCCCGCUCCCGCUCCCAGGCAAGCAAGCGCUCGUCGCCCGACGCCUGCCCGCGUUCUCCAAUUGUUCAGUCGAAAGAUUUAUGCUGGCGUAGCCUCACACCUGCAUCGAUUGUUGCGGGGAUUUCUUUGGCUCAGCUGGAGAUUCUGGAUUUGCAGCUUCUGUUGCUCAGGCCAUCAUUAUACAAGAUUGAGAAUCAGCAACGACUGCAGGAAGAUGCUGAAGAAAUUGCUGCCAAAGACUAAGAGCAAGAAGAAGAAGGAGGCAGCCUCCUCUGCGAUACCCACGUUGGAUCGGCUCCAUGAGACUUUAGAAAUGCUGGAGAAGAAAGAGCGUUUCCUUCAGAAAAAGUGUUCUGCUGAAAUUGAAAAGGCUAAGGAUUAUACAAAAUCGAAGAACAAGAAUGCUGCAAUUCAGUGUCUAAAGAAAAAGAAGCUGUACGAGACACAAAUUGAGCAGCUAUCGAAUUUUCAGUUGCGAGUUCAUGACCAGAUUAUAAUGCUUGAAAGUGCAAAGGCAACUACUGAUACUGUUGAUGCUUUGCGCUCUGGAUCAUCUGCUGUCAAAUCUAUUCAGCAAUCACUGAACAUCGAUGACAUUGAAAACGCCAUUGAUGAGGCAAACGAACAGACAGAAAACAUGAGGCAGAUACAAGAGGCACUUGCAACGCCAGUUGGUGCUUCUGCUGAUUUUGACGAGGAUGAGCUAGAAGCAGAGCUGGAAGAUCUGGAGGAGGAAGAGCUUGAGGAAGAGUUGCCCGAACCACCAGCGAGGAUACCUGCGCCUGUGGAACCAUUAGCGAAAGCAGCAUCCUCGUCUAGGCAAGGCAGUGAUUUGAGUGAACUGACAAAACUUCAGGCAGAGAUGGCACUUUAGUUGUAGCUUCUAGCUUUUGCGCUGACAUUGGGAGGAUUGGCGACAUUGCAAUCUCUCUGUGUUCAUCGAUAUCGUGCCAUCCUGGUGCUUACUUGGUGUGAAUGCUGUAAAUUCAGGUUGUUGUACCACCUAGUUAGUUUGUACUGUAGCAUGGUGUUUUGAUCAGGAUUCUGUUUUGAUCAUGUAGGCGUGGCAUUGAAAAGCUUUAUUUGCCUGGAGUGUGUUUUCUGCUUGGGAAGGCGCUGCAAAUGGAUGGAAAAGGAAGCACCUUACUCUGACAGUGAGAAAAAUAUAUCUGUCGAUAGACGGAUGGAAAAGGAACCGCUAAAUUCCGUUCCGACUCUGCCGCCGUUGGACGGCUGAUUUGGAUCCGAUACGGUGCCGGUUGCGGGCGCGAGGCGAUCCCAUAUAUUUGGCUGGCGCUUCCCGCGUUCCCUUAGCUUGUUUUGGGAUCUGCUUCGAUCGCGAUGGAGGCCGGUGAUGGUGACCUGAAGAAGAGUAAGGAGGCGAUGGUGGUGAGCUUGAUGCUCAGGCUCAGCCAUCCGGGAUUGGCAACGGCAAGGACACAAGGAAGAAGAAGCUGGUGGUCAAGAAUGUUGAAAUAUACGAUGUAUACUUGGAAUAUUCUAGAAGGUUUUGAGAAUCACGAGAGAUUUUGACAUGCAUAAGGAUAAGAUCAUGGCAAAGUAUGAAGGUUCCAGAAGACUUUGGAGAUGUCAAGAGCUUAGAGUUGCUAUGCUUCAUGACAACUUAUGAAUACUCUAGAACAAAAUAUUUAUAUGGUAGGAUAAGGAUAAGAGAAAGUUCUAGAGUUAGAUAUUUGUAAAGAAGAGUGUGGAAGUUACCACAUGGCAACACCACAAGGACCAUGAUCACAUAUAAAUAGAGGUGCUCCUCUUCCUCCUAGCCAUACCAUGGCAUAAGAGGUCUCAAGUAGGAGAUUGCAAGGUAGCCAUGUAGUGUAGUGGUGUCAUAGUAGGAUAGCUACACAAAGAGUGUGCAAGUGAGUCUUGUAUCAAAUUGAGUAGUGAAUAAAAGUUUGAGUUUUCUUGUAGAGAGUUGGUCUUCCGCAUUGGUUUCAGUACGAAGGUCUUCUUGAAGUAGUGUGGGUAAGAGUCUACAAAAGAAGUGGUAGCAUAUUAUUUUGGUGCUACGUUUAGAAAGUCGGUGUCAAAUUUAGGGUCCCGAUUUCUCAACAAAGAAGAAGUUGAAGCAGGAGCUCAUUGACCUAAUCCUCAAGGAUCCCUUUGAGCCUUUGGGAGACAAUGACGAUGACGAGGUCUUGGGAAUGUCGGAGCCUUACCGCGCCUGCCAUGCGAAAACUAGGGCUGUCCUUUAGGCGCUGGCGGAGUUCGACGCGGUCAUCAUCAACCAGUACCAAGCCAAGGGCUACGCCAAGUACCAAGCCAAGGGCUACGCCAAGGUCGAUAUGCUCGUCACCGACAAUGGUGAAUUGUGAUGAAGUAAUGAAUAAAUUGAUUUUUUUUUCUUGUGUGACAUACCAUCACAAUUCAUGCUUGAUUCACUACUGAAUAUUUUUUUGACGGGCCCUUUGCUG
Messenger RNA from Setaria italica (foxtail millet), 2529 nucleotides. Its product is annotated as vacuolar protein sorting-associated protein 32 homolog 2. The record is from RefSeq and is a predicted model, not a curated record. Gene Ontology annotation, cellular component: cytoplasmic side of plasma membrane; multivesicular body; ESCRT III complex. Bases 312 to 971 code for a protein of 219 amino acids. The transcript has 7 exons. Gene Ontology annotation, biological process: vesicle budding from membrane; late endosome to vacuole transport via multivesicular body sorting pathway. Lineage: Eukaryota; Viridiplantae; Streptophyta; Magnoliopsida; Poales; Poaceae.